This is a messenger RNA of Closterium sp. Yama58-4, 717 nucleotides long. Lineage: Eukaryota; Viridiplantae; Streptophyta; Zygnematophyceae; Desmidiales; Closteriaceae. The record is from the annotation of a GenBank genome assembly.
AUGGAGGACUUGUGGCCCCCGCCUAUCCCUCCUUGUCCCACCCCACACUUUCUCUCUUUCAAUACUCCCACCUCCUCCUUCUCACCACCCAUCCCCCCCUUGCCACAGGCGACGCGCAAGGUGCAGGCGUACGAGUUCAGCUCUCCCUUGCUCCCCCUCUGUCCCCACAUAUUACAGGCGACGCGCAAGGUGCAGGCGUACGAGUUCAGCUCUCCCUUGCUCCCCCUCUGUCCCCACAUAUUACAGGCGACGCGCAAGGUGCAGGCGUACGAGUUCAGCUCUCCCUUGCUCCCCCUCUGUCCCCACAUAUUACAGGCGACGCGCAAGGUGCAGGCGUACGAGUUCAGCUCUCCCUUGCUCCCCCUCUGUCCCCACAUAUUACAGGCGACGCGCAAGGUGCAGGCGUACGAGUUCAGCUCACUGAAGGACGCGGCACUGGAGGCCCCGGAGGAGGCGGUGGUGGAGUUUGCCGACAUCGCUCUCGACUGCGUCAAGGUGCCCGGCUCCCGCCGGCCCCCCAUGAAGGACGUCGCCCGGCGCCUGCAGGCGCUGCUCUCCAGGCACUGCAGCGAGGGAGAGGGCAGCUGCGGCUCUCUUGAACUGAGCAUGCCUGAGAAGAAGGCCGCGAGAGAGACCAUGGCGGAGAGCUUGGAGAGGCUCACAAGUGGUGGUGACAGGGAUACUUUCGGGAGGAGUGAGAUUUCAGAGGAUUUGUGA